AUGGAAGGCUACUUUAGAUACGGCUCACUAGCCGGCAAUCCAAAGUACAGUUGUUUAAAUGUGACACUCAGCUAUGCAGAGAUGGCAAAAAGAAACGAGAAAAAUCCGUUGUUGGGAGGGAUUUAUUUAAUUUCAGGAAUACUUGUUCAGCUUGCCUACCUCUUGACUCUGUCAGUGAUUGGAACAAAAGAGUUUCGUCAAAUGUCUUGCUAUAAGUUGAUGUUGGUUUUGGGCAUCAUGGACACUCUUUGCAUCAUUUUGAGCUGUGACAUGGCUGGAUACUUCUACGCGAUUGGCGCCGAGUACUGCAUGUUCCCAAGGUUUCAAUACGUGGCUGGAAGUGUGACAAAUGGCGUUUUCAACUCGUGUUGUGCUCUUUGUCUCUUCCUUGUCAUCAAUCGUUUCGUCGACUUUUGGAAACCGCACGUGGCCGAGUUUUUCUUUAAAGACAAUCGCACUUGGUUCUUUGUAGCCAUCUCAAUUGUCUACGGGAUUUUCUACGCGAUAAUCCCUCCACCGAUUCUCUUCAAUGCCAAUUAUGGUACAUGGAUCUAUCACCCAUUCAUCCCAGGAAAGGAAAAAUUAGUGUACAUUUCGAUCUACCAAACCAUUUCCAACUUCAUUGUCGCCAUGGGGAUCUUUUUCUGUUACCUAGGAAUCUGCAUUUUGCAUGCUGUCAAGACUCGGGGAUACGAUAUUAAAGGACAAUCGGCUACACAGAAAAAGAUAAUGAUCCAAGCAGUGAUCGUCUGUUUCUUCACAAUGUUAACUACGGGAAUCUGGGCUUCGAUGGCUUUCAUCCCUCCAACGAUGACUUUAAUGCAUAUUGGGCACGCCAGUUGGCAGUUGAUGCAUGGCACGCCGGCGCUCGUUUAUCUCUUCUUGAAUCGCAGUAUUCAGAAGCGAGUUCUUCAGCGAGUUUACAAGCUUUUCUACUGUCGAGAUCGAGGUCUUCGUUUUAUCGGUGUUCGUCUCCACAAAAGCGAUCAUAUUCUUCGUCAACUCAAGAGCACUCUAAUGGCUUUCUUUUAUUUCUGUUUAGGUCUCUACGUUUUACUCGUCGAUAUUCGGAUCGUAAUCGAGAAGCACGAGAUCGAGAACACAGUCACUCCGACAGGAAUCGUGUUCAUCAUGUGGAAUAUCCAAACGCUUAUCUCACAAAUUUUCAUCCAUUAUUGGCAACGUUCAAAUGCUUUUGAUGCGAUUUUCGAGCGCUUUGAACAAGCCGAUUUGAGUGUUCAUGUUUUUCGAAAGGAGCGCCUUCGAAGCCAGCGAACGAUAAAAGCGAUCUAUUCAUCGAUUGCUUUCCUCAUCCCGAUCUAUCUGAUCUUUUUGAUUAUCACCAAAUUCUUCAUCAACAUCACUUAUGCCUACACUGGCUCUGAUCAUGUGUACUCAUUUCUGAUGAUUUGUACAAAUGUGCCGACUUUCAUGUUUCUCUUCAUUCGUUUGUUGACAAGAGACCGAUGGGGAGAUAUAUUGCACGCGAUUCCCGGAGCUAUUAUCUACACUUAUACAUAUUUGGGACUCACCGUCGUCCCAGCAAGGAUGCAAGGGGAACUCUACAAAGCCAAGCCGAUUUUGUGCGCAAAUGAGGCAAUUUGGGUACCGCACGACUCAGAGGUGAAUCGCUUGGCGCGAACUCUAGCAAUGCAUUUCGAUCAAUCGGAUCUCGGCAUCUCGUUAGAACUUUUCAAAGAUGCGACACUGACGCCGAGUGUGAUAAGACGCAGUUUUGCGGUAGAGCUCCAUGCCCCACGAAUCCAAUUCGCCCAAUUGCGUGUCUUCCAGCGUUUUGUGAAAAUG
Molecule: messenger RNA, 1806 nt
Organism: Mesorhabditis belari
Lineage: Eukaryota; Metazoa; Nematoda; Chromadorea; Rhabditida; Rhabditidae
Source: the annotation of a GenBank genome assembly